AUGUCCAACAAAGCGAUGAAAAUAUUUUUAAUGAUCGUAUUAAUAUUUAUUGCAAUUUGCAUCGUUUAUCGUUAUAAAAUUUUUGAACAAGGAACUUUGAGAGAAAAGGAGAAAGUUGUAAACUGGCAUCCUUCUCGUUCUGUGGUUGAAUCACCAGAACUGUCGAGAAUCAGUGAAUCUGAUCUCACGCUGAGUUCCGUCUUAGAAAAAAUUCCAACGGCCAUAUUUCUCGACAUAGGAGCAAACAUUGGCUACUACACGAUACAAGCUGCCAAGUUAGGACAUCGUGUGCUUGCAGUUGAACCCACGCCCGACCACUUGAAAAGAAUUCACAGAGCUUUGGAGUUAGAAAACUUGACAGAUAAUGUUGUGCUGCUGCAGAAUGCUCUUGGUGUCAAUAGGCAAGCAGUUAAUAUUUACGUCAGCAAAGUUAACAAGGGAGAUAAUUUGAUGAUGCCCUUAAACUCGAAUCCAACUCUAGACACCCACAAACUCUCAAGCACGGUCGUUAACGCCAUCUUGUUAAACGAUCUAGAGCCAGUUCUGUCAAAAAUUUCAGGACCACAAAACUUGGAGUCGACACCAGUUGUCAUGAAAAUCGACAUUCAAGCCAUGGAAACCGCGGUCCUGGUUACUGGGGCUCACGUUUUUGCUCAUGUCAACGUCACUUUCGUUUCUAUGGAGUGGGAACCAGCUAGCAGUGGCGAUGUUGGACAGAAAAAUGAAAAUUUGAGAAGAUUUUUCAAGGAGAGAAAUUUCCUCCCUUUCAACUGCUGUAAAGAGGGAGCACUUGUUGCGAACAUGGAAAAGUGCCCUGAAAAUGUUUGUUGGAGGAGAGCGGAUGACUGA
Messenger RNA from Helobdella robusta, 849 nucleotides. RefSeq lists its product as hypothetical. The record is from RefSeq and is a predicted model, not a curated record. The transcript has 5 exons. NCBI's taxonomy places the organism in Eukaryota, Metazoa, Annelida, Clitellata, Rhynchobdellida, Glossiphoniidae. The coding region runs from base 1 to 849 and encodes 282 amino acids.